CGCCGCUUCCCGGCGGCAUGGCGGUGUUCCACGACGAGGUGGAGAUCGAGGACUUCGAGUACGACGAGGAGACCGAGACCUACAGCUACCCGUGCCCCUGCGGGGACCGGUUCCUCAUCACGCGGGAGGACCUGGAGAACGGGGAGGACGUGGCCACCUGCCCCAGCUGCUCCCUGAUCCUGCGCGUCAUUUACGACCAGGAGCAGUUCAUGCGGGAUGAAGUCGUGGCAGAACCUUUGGCAAACAAGGAAUUGGUCAAGUGCUGAUGAAUGCAUCGUGGACUGUGCUGCUUUGGGAUGAGAAAACAUGGGGAUGGUGACUGCAGAAAGAGUUGUGGUUUUCCUUCUGGAAGUGCUUGCUGCUGUUGGAUACAAGUGCAAUAAUUGUCUGUGUUCUUAACAUGAAUGAGAGUUUGCUGGGACAUCAAACACAUGAAUGUGUUUUGUUCCAAAGGGAUAUACUUGAAAAAAAAAAAAAAGUUGCUCUAUGUAUUUCAGAAGGCUUGAGGAUUAUGAUCCUGAUUUACCACAAGUCAAUACAAAGAAGAGUGUGGAGCUGAGAAAUUAGAACAUUUAGUCUAGCAGUGGCUUCUUAGCCUGUAGAGAAAAACAGGCUUUAUGAGGGUAUACAUGAGUGUGAAAUGGCUCAGAGAGCUGAAAUAUUGGGAGGCAAGAUUUAAGAGUCCAUAGGACACAGUGCCAUACAGAAUUGAUACAGUGCAGCUUCUCCCAGGGUGUGGCAUUGUGUACUUCCAGCCCAUACUGAAUAUGGGGAGAAAACAAGAGACCCAGAGCCAACAUUUACCCAGUGUUGGUAAAUUGUCUUUACUCCUGUAAGCACAGGGAAGGUGUGCAGUUGUCUGUGUAUCUGCAGUGGGGACAGCACUUGAGUUGGGGCAGAUUUUUUUCUUAAAUUGCUUCUAAAGUUGCUUUGAAAGAACUUUGGUAGUUGUUAUCAAACGAUUCUGCCAUAAUAAUGAUACACUUUUGAGGGUGUUGUGUGAAAUGGAGUCAACCUGUUUUUACCCUUGCUACUAACGUGCAGAUGGACUGGAACUCAAAGUGGGUUGUAUUUUACCCCUAUAUUAUCAACAACUUUGUGAUUUGACUGUUUCAGUAGAUAUGAAAUGGGCUGCAGUUCUUUGUGCCAUUUGUAGUAAAUUUCUCAGCCUUUCUUUAUUAGAUUCUGUCACUUCCUGGAUAGGAGAUGGACGCACUUCACUUAAUUAAUAAAGGCAUUUUUUAGGGUAGAAAAGAGUCAUGAGAACAUACUCCACAUUGAUUCCAAGACUGCUUCUUAAAUUACAAGUUACUGCACUUGAAUAUUUACUUAAAAUUGUGGUCAUUCCUGUAUUUUAAUAGGAUUUGACAUCUGUGAAGUUAAAUUUGGGGAAAAUUACCUGUGAAGAGUUUACAUAGCUGUUUUGCUACAGGCACUAAAGAUAAGCAAGUUUUACUGGAUUCUUACAUGUAGUGAUUUUUGUUCCUACAGCAUUCCGUGAAUGUUGAAGAUGAACGUUCUAGUUAUUUUAAGAAAAGGAGAGAAAAAAGCCCUACAUCUAGUUGAAAAUUUGUAAUGCAGUAAGAACAACCCAGUGUGGUUUCCAUGCCUAAACCAGGAGGUGGCACUCGUGUUCCUUUGACAUACGUGCUUAAAAUAAAUGUUGUGGUACUUUGGUUAGCUAUGCCUUAGCAAAUACUUAUUUUGACUAUUUAAAUAAAGAUGCUUAAGAUUCCAUCAGUGGUUAUAAUGGGCCAUUACUUUGUUUCUGCACCAGCCACGAUGAUUUCCAGAGGUCUUGAGUUGCUGCUGCUGGGGUGAUGAUAGUGGAUGUUCUUUAGGCUGGUUAAUGAAAAUUGUUUCAGUCUGUCAAUAGACACUGUAAAGCAAACUUACAGGAAUGCUACCUAAGCCCCUGUUCAAAUUACUACUGCAUAAAUGCCUUCAUGAUUUUUCCACAAGUAUUCUACAUAAAAGAAAUUGUAGCAAUUUUCAAAUGCAAGAGCAGGGAAUGUAUGCUCUGAUGUAAUGCAUCAAAGUAAGUUGCCAUGUGUAUCUAAAAAUCUUUACAUCUGUAGAAGUGUAUAGAUUUUGCAGAAAUCAUUGACUAGAUUUUGUUAUAUAAUGAAGGAUGAAGGUCAGGCCCUUUCUUGAUUUAGGACAUUUGUGUAGAGGAUUAUUUGUACUCUAUCUGGUUAAGUUCCUACAUGGUUUUAAAAGUGUUAAUUGAAUUUUACUUGGCAGGUGCCAGGUAAACAUGGCAUGUAACAAGCGUUUAAUUGAUUCUUAGUAGUGUUUCCCACUCAUCUGAAAUACAGGUAAUGUUUUUUUAAAGUAAUUUUAGCAGAUUUAAUUAGUUGAUUUCAUCAGUUGGGACUGUCAUGGCUUGAAGUUUCCUACCUGGUGUGAAUAGGGUCCAAGUUAUGGAAUGCAAUUUACACACACAUUAAAAUUACUUGAUCACAUAGUGUAUGUAGCAAAGCUUUAACCAAGUGUGUUUGCAGACCUAGAGUUUUUUUAUUGGGUACCUGUCCAAAUCACGUUUGCUUUUCUGGAAGUUUUUUUACAGCAUAACAAUAGAAAGAUGUUGCUGGCUGUUAGAAAAGGAUGUGACUGCAUUUGCCCACUUAAAUUACUUUGAACUCUUCUCUCAUUGCAGGGUCUCAAGGGUCUCAAGACUCUAGUUGAUGACACCUCCAAAAAGGAGGCAAAACAAGGAUGGGUGUCAUGUUUCUGACUUUUUAUUGUCCUUUGAGGAUCUCAGAGAGAUAUUUAAAAUCUGUUGAGCUGUUCUGUUGUUUUCCCUUCUGCUCUCCAGAGAGGAAUUCUGCAGCAAGAGUUCAUCCUUCAUGAAAGCUCAGCAAUACUAAAGCCAAAAGGUUACCCACUUUUGUCUUUUGUUAACUUGUAAGAAGCUUUUGACUCCACUGAUUGCAAGUCAUCUUUUAAACUAUUCUUUCAUACUGUGUAAUUCCAGAACACCAGUCAGGGCAGUGUGAGUAACCCAUCAGAAAUGUCCCUUGUCAGGAAUUCAGUCACAAGGUUUCCUCACAGCGCCACAGGCUCAAUCCCCUCAUGCAUUACUUGUGUAUUACGUGCUCUUACAAACCAGUAGCUCACUUUUUUUCUCAAAAGGCUAUUGUGUAGGACACAAAGAAGUCUUGUUUGCUGCUUGUAUCUGACAAGCAGAUUGAUUGAUUAUGUGUUUGAUUAGGUCUGUGGGUCUGCACAGAGGAGUCCAGUGUGGUGAGAACAGCAUCACGUGAACGUUAAUGGAGCAAUUCAUACUUGGUAGAGACUAGAGAGGGUGAAACAAUUUAUGGACAGUUUUGGAUACUCAAGCUGUGAAAUUUGUCAUACUGUUGAACACCUCUGAAUUCCUGUGUAACACUGAGAACAGACAAUACACUCUGUUGCCACAA
Molecule: messenger RNA, 3422 nt
Organism: Cyanistes caeruleus (blue tit)
Lineage: Eukaryota; Metazoa; Chordata; Aves; Passeriformes; Paridae
Gene: DPH3
Product: diphthamide biosynthesis 3
Biological process (GO): protein histidyl modification to diphthamide
Molecular function (GO): metal ion binding
Source: RefSeq, a predicted model, not a curated record